GUUUGUUGAGGUAGGAAGACACAAUUGCCGCACGGUAAUCAAUGGGUAAAGCCUAUGAAUCACCUCAAGUUUUCUUCUGGUUAUAUAUCUUUGUAGCACGGAAUAGGGUCAACACGGACAAUAAGAUGGAAAAGUACUGGAGGCGACUAUUUUAUAUGCAGCCAAUCGCAGGAUCCACUCCUUUGGAUUCUGAUACGAUAGAAUACUUCGGGAUAUUUAGUAUUAGCGAGUCACAUGUCGCCACCCAAAAACGAUGGUACAUUUAUUAUGGCCUUAGAUCAGAAAGGUUAAAGGUUAUGGAAAGGAUUCGCAAGAAAUAUGGCAAAAAACAUGUCUGGGAAAUAUUUCAAAUCGCCACAUUCAGCGGUGUGGGAUUUCAUAAAAUCGUAAGAGAAUAUUUCUGCAACUUAAAAUGGUUCACAAGCAGAAAUCUCUUGGAAGCUCCACUUAAUAGUCAUUAUAAUGAUGAAAGACUCGUGAAAACAGUUUCAGACUUGAAUAGCAAGGAGCUAAGAAGAAUCUUUGACUAUAUAAUGAUACAACACGAUUGGUUUAAGCGCUAUAAUGAUCAGAAGGCACCACCUGCUAAACAUUAAGCUAACUACAGAAUCCGACUAUCAGUUACCCGUUACUUAAUUCACAAAUCUAGAUGUAUAAUACUUUUACUGAAAAUGCGCCAUCUGGUGCCUUGUAACGACAUUUGUUAAUUUUUUGUUGUAUUCAUAUACACAUAAAAUAUCUGUUAUCCCUACUGAUUAAAUGCAUUUAAAAAAUAUGUUCGAUAAAAUAUACACACAAUUAAACAUUUGAAAACUAGCAAAGUAAGGUGUGGCAAUACUUGCUUUUCUAAACCAACUCUCUUGCGGUUAUAUAUAGAUAUGUGGACCCAUGCGAUCAUCCUGAGCACAGUAUAAUAUACCCAAUUUCUCUACAUAUAAUAGGUAUUAAAAUGAUACAAGCUACUGCUUAUCGAAAGCCCUCAGGGUUGCUUUUAAAAGCUCUUUAAUUUGUUGUGAAAUUGAAAAUCGUAAACAAAACGAGGAAACUUUUUACAAAUCAGUUGAAAUUAUAUUUGUGGUGUAUUGGGUAUUUAAGAAGAGUGCGUAGGGAGUUAACACGGAUUCAGAAGUCAGAGAAGUAAAAGCGACCGAACUCAUUUUU
Drosophila yakuba is the source of this 1161-nucleotide messenger RNA. RefSeq lists its product as uncharacterized. The record is from RefSeq and is a predicted model, not a curated record. NCBI's taxonomy places the organism in Eukaryota, Metazoa, Arthropoda, Insecta, Diptera, Drosophilidae. The transcript has a single exon. Bases 42 to 596 code for a protein of 184 amino acids.